AUGUUGAUUCUUGAUGGAGGUAUGGGAACGGAACUGGAGAAUCGUGGCAUCGAUUGCUCCGAUCCGCUAUGGCUAACACUCUGGUCAGCCAAGUUCUUGCUUCCUAUCAACUCCGAUUUCCUCAAAUGUAUCGAAAGCGCCGAUCCAUGGACAGUGGAUCAGCUUGAGAAGGUAAACAGAGCCCUCGACGAGCACCCUGAGUGGCUGGAAAGUUCCCAGGAUAAUUCAAACCUGCUCUAUCGGAUUCACAAAGACUACGUAGUGGCUGGCGCGGAUAUAGUCACUUCGGCGUCCUAUCAGGCAUCUCUGGAGGGCACAAUCAAGGCAGGGGCAGUUCAGCGCUGGCCUGAAGCAUUGUGGAUGCUGAGAAAGAGCGAGCAGUUGGUGCGAAAGGCAGUCACUGAAGCUAAGGUCAAAAGAAAAGUACUCCUAGCAGCCUCAGUAGGCCCCUUUGGAGCAUGGCUUGGAGGGGGCCAGGAGUACAAUGGAGACUAUACGGGAUACACCAAGGACGACAUCAGACGGCAUCACGAGUUCAAGAUUCGAGCUGUCUUGGGUGGAAGUCCAGACAUGCUUCUGAUUGAGACAAUCCCGUCCAUUAUUGAAGUAGAGGUACUGGUUGACGUUCUGAACACCAUCCUCCCGCCUUCCCCCAUACCCGUGUGCCUUUCUCUAAGUGUAAAAUCUGCAGAUUAUGACAGAGUUGCCCUUGCAGAUGGAUCGGAGCUUUCCAACAUCGCCGAACUUGCGGCCUCUUGUCCUUCUUUUACGCACCUAGGCGUCAAUUGCUGUGCGGAGACGGUUGCCAAGCUGUCCCUCGACAUACUGCAACAGCACACAUCUCUCCAACUGAUUGUGUAUCCGAACUCCGGAGAAGUAUACGAUGGGGCCACCAAGACGUGGAGUGGCAAUUGCGACAGUUCGUUUUUAGAGGCAGCUACGUUGUCAGAUUGGCAGACCUCGGUUUCGAUUUUGGGAGGCUGUUGCAGAACGGGACCUCCACACAUUGCCUUUUUGCGUCACAAAGUCGAUGGGUUCUUGUCAUAG
Messenger RNA from Yarrowia lipolytica CLIB122, 1047 nucleotides. RefSeq lists its product as uncharacterized. Gene Ontology annotation, biological process: S-methylmethionine cycle. The record is from RefSeq and is a predicted model, not a curated record. NCBI's taxonomy places the organism in Eukaryota, Fungi, Ascomycota, Dipodascomycetes, Dipodascales. Gene Ontology annotation, molecular function: S-adenosylmethionine-homocysteine S-methyltransferase activity.